AUGACUUCCCUCUACAAUCAAUCGGUUCCCGUCUUUACCAAAUAUCUCCACAGGAUGUCGGGCUUGGUAGAGAAAGCCAAGGCGCAUGCAGACGAGAAGUCGAUCGCGCACGAUGACAUCCUGAACUACCGAAUGAUGUCCGACAUGAGGGGCCUCAUCUGGCAAGUGCAGUCCUGCUGCAACACGGUCGUCUGGUACGUGGACCGCGUUGGUGGCCUGGAGCACGUCGCCGUCGAGGACAACGAGACGACAUUCGACCAGCUGUUCCAGCGCAUCGAGAGGACCGCGGCCCACCUCGGCAAGAUCGACGCCAAGGCGCUGGACGACAAGGUGGCCACGCCCAUAGAGAUACACAUCAGGGCCGGCGACUUUCGUUUCGACAACGCGCAGACUUACUUGACCGAGUACGCCAUCCCGUACUUUCACUUCCAUCUCACGAGCGCGUACUGUAUCUUGAGAUCCCAAGGCGUGCCGCUCGGGCCUCUGGACUACUUGACGAUUGUCGAUCACAAGAUGUAA
Messenger RNA from Truncatella angustata, 519 nucleotides. RefSeq lists its product as uncharacterized. The record is from RefSeq and is a predicted model, not a curated record. The transcript is spliced from 2 exons. NCBI's taxonomy places the organism in Eukaryota, Fungi, Ascomycota, Sordariomycetes, Amphisphaeriales, Sporocadaceae. The coding region runs from base 1 to 519 and encodes 172 amino acids.